This is a messenger RNA of Penicillium argentinense, 726 nucleotides long. Its product is annotated as mitochondrial 37S ribosomal protein mS41. Gene Ontology annotation, cellular component: mitochondrion. The transcript has a single exon. The coding region runs from base 1 to 726 and encodes 241 amino acids. The record is from RefSeq and is a predicted model, not a curated record. Lineage: Eukaryota; Fungi; Ascomycota; Eurotiomycetes; Eurotiales; Aspergillaceae.
AUGGCGAUGCGCAAUCCGCUCCUCCGGCUGGUUCCCUCUCGAAUCAUCCAGACAACCAGCAUUUCUCGACAAUUUGUUCGCCCUUUCACCCGAAACACGACCCCAUCGGUGCCCUCCCCGACACCGUUUGUCCCCGAUGUCCAAACAUUCCUCACCCUGAUCGGCCGCGAAAUGUCGAAGCACGCGAGCAAGAUCACAUCCUGGGAGCAACUCUUCUCUUCGAACUCGGACCAGCUUCGCAACCUUGGAAUUGAACCCGCCCGCCAGCGACGAUAUCUCUUGCGAAAGCGCGAAAAGUUCCGGAAUGGACUGUACGGCCCUGGAGGCGAUCUGGAACAUGUCGUUGAUGGAGUGGCUCAAUUGCGUGUAGUGGAAGUUCCCCUGCCAGCCAAGGAUCCCAAGAAGCCCAUUGUCGGGCCCUCCUCUGCAAACCUGACACCAGGCAUGAUGAAGGCCAUUGUGAAUUUGGCACCAGAUGCAACCGAAUACACGCACCAAGCGACCAAAAGUUUGAAGCAGUUCGCGCACAUGAAGAUCCAUCGUGGCACCAAGAUUAUGGGACCAUUUCUCCAGCCUAUUAAGGGAAGCCACGGCUCUGCUGCAACCAUUUCCGUUCAGGAGGGUAUGUGGGAAGAUAAGCGUGGACGCAAGGUCGAUGGUGGUGAACGACGACAGGUGGAGGUGAGGGCGAAGAAGAGACUCGAGGAGCGAAGAAAGCGGGCAUAG